AUGUCUCUUAGCAACAAGCUUGCCAUCACUGACGUCGACCUCAAGGACAAGCGUGUCUUGAUCCGGGUCGACUUCAACGUCCCUCUCGAUGACAACAAGAACGUCACCAACCCCCAGCGUAUCGUUGGUGCUCUCCCCACCAUCAAGUACGCUGUCGAGAAUGGCGCCAAGGCCGUUGUCCUCAUGUCCCACCUCGGUCGUCCUGACGGCAAGAAGAACCCCAAGUACAGCCUGAAGCCCGUCGUGCCCGUCCUGGAGAAGCUCAUCGGCAAGAGCGUCAUCUUCACUGAGGACUGCGUCGGCAAGGAAGUUGAGGAGACCGUCAACAAGGCCUCCGGUGGCCAGAUCAUCCUCCUGGAGAACCUGCGUUUCCACGCCGAGGAGGAGGGCAGCUCCAAGGACGCCGAGGGCAAGAAGGUCAAGGCCGACAAGGCCGCCGUCGAGGAGUUCCGCAAGGGACUGACCGCUCUUGGUGACAUCUACAUCAACGAUGCCUUUGGAACCGCCCACCGUGCCCACAGCUCCAUGGUCGGCGUCGACCUCCCUCAGAAGGCUUCCGGCUUCCUGGUGAAGAAGGAGCUUGACUACUUCGCCAAGGCCCUCGAGAACCCCUCUCGUCCCUUCCUGGCCAUCCUCGGUGGCGCUAAGGUCUCCGACAAGAUCCAGCUGAUUGAUAACCUCCUCCCCAAGGUCAACAGUCUGAUCAUCACCGGAGCCAUGGCCUUUACCUUCAAGAAGACCCUGGAGAACGUCAAGAUCGGCAAGAGUCUUUUCGACGAGGCCGGCAGCAAGAUCGUCCCCGAGAUCGUCGAGAAGGCUAAGAAGAACAACGUGAAGAUCGUCCUUCCUGUCGACUACGUCACUGCCGACAAUUUCGCUGCCGACGCCAAGACCGGCUACGCUACCGAUGCCGACGGCAUCCCUGACGGCUUCAUGGGUCUGGAUGUCGGCGAGAAGAGUGUCGAGCUGUACAAGCAGACUAUCGCCGAGGCCAAGACGAUCCUCUGGAACGGCCCCUGCGGUGUCUUCGAGAUGGAGCCCUUCGCCAACGGCACCAAGAAGACCCUCGACAACGUCGUUGCCGCCGCUCAGUCCGGCUCCAUUGUCAUCAUCGGUGGUGGUGACACUGCUACCGUGGCCGCCAAGUACAACGCCGAGGACAAGCUCAGCCACGUCUCCACUGGCGGUGGUGCCUCUCUGGAGCUUCUGGAGGGCAAGGAGCUGCCUGGUGUCACUGCUCUGUCAAGUAAGUAA
Molecule: messenger RNA, 1254 nt
Organism: Aspergillus terreus NIH2624
Lineage: Eukaryota; Fungi; Ascomycota; Eurotiomycetes; Eurotiales; Aspergillaceae
Gene: pgkA
Product: phosphoglycerate kinase pgkA
Exons: 3
Coding region: 1-1254 (417 amino acids)
Biological process (GO): gluconeogenesis; glycolytic process
Cellular component (GO): cytosol
Molecular function (GO): ADP binding; phosphoglycerate kinase activity; ATP binding
Source: RefSeq, a predicted model, not a curated record